AUGGAGGAUCUGCGGCUGCCAGAGCGGAUGUUCGCUGCCGGCGAAGAACCUAAUGGUGAAAGGGUUAAUACAUACCACAAACCUAAGCGAAUCGAAUCCAUACUCGAGGCACUUGAUCCGGAAGAGGUUGAGUUUCUUCGUAACACCACGUUUGGGAAGAUCAUAUCACAAGCCGAAAACCCAUCAUUCUCCGGUAUCUUCGGGCAGUUCGUUAUUGUCCGUAUGCUUAGAGUGAAGAAAAAAUACGAGAUCUGGUUUCUCUUCGCCGGAAGACCUAUUAGGAUGUCUCUACACGAGUUUGCUCACGUAACAGGGCUUAAUUGCAAGAAGAUACCAUCAAAAUACAGCAAAAAGAGAAAGAAGAACCCAAUCAAAGAGAAGCUAUAUUGGGGAGAGUUGUUCGGAUCUCUCAAGUUCUGCCUAGGAGAUCUAGCAAUUGAGAUGUUAAAGAAAAGGGCAGUAAAGGACCGACAGAUGCAACUGAAGUAUGCCUGUCUCGCAUUUACAUCAUGCGUUCUACUCCCGACUUCCCAUUUCCCCCGUAUCAUCCCUGAACACGUUGAGAUGAUCAGAGAUUUGGAUGAAUUUCUUGCCUAUCCAUGGGGCAGAGUUUCCUUCGAGAUGCUCGUUACCGGGAUCAAGAAGAAAGAUGAAAUUCUACUCUCCCAACCCAGUAUCGCGUUGCCUGGUUUCGUGGAUGCGAUUCAGCUUGUUUUCAUGGCGGCUGUCCCUCAAAUCAAAGAGAUUGUUCCACAAGUUGAACCUGUCGUAGUUAUUGAAUCAGACAGCGAGUCAGACUCUGCGCUUAGUGACGCACAGGCAGAGGAAGAAGCUGAACAAACCGACCCUCAAACAGUCACACCACCCGCCGUUGUCAGAUACUGUAUAAACCCAAACCACGUCAAAGUGAUGGAUGAGGAAGCGAAGGUUGACAUGACAUCCAUUAUCGAGGAUACAACAUACUCUCCUGAAGAUCAGCUAUGGGAUGAUGAAAUUGAGGACGAGUAUGCUCUCAAUAUGCCCAACAUCGAGAACGCUGUAGCGUCAGAACGUCACAAACUGGAGGUGAACCUGGUCAAGGUCAUUCAAGCGGAAAUUCAGAAAAUGCAGGGAGCAGUGAUGCAGGGUAUUAUUGAUGUGCUGCGAAAACCAUACUCCGUGUUUCGUGAAGAUAUUGUCGUUGGAGGUCAAGGCGUUGGCGAUAACCCACCGGCUGCUAAAUCCACUGGCCCGGAUCCUGCCCAAAAAUUUAAUUUUCCAAGCGGUGAGACGAUGGGUGUUUUACCCAAUGUCCAAACAUCCUCCCCAACACAACCCUCUGCCAAUAAUGGAUGCCAUACCAACGUCGACGACCUCAUAAGCAGUGUGAUAUCUGACGUUGAGGGCUUCCCAAACCACCCAGAGGAGGAAUGUUAA
Messenger RNA from Brassica oleracea var. oleracea, 1416 nucleotides. RefSeq lists its product as uncharacterized. The record is from RefSeq and is a predicted model, not a curated record. The transcript is spliced from 4 exons. Lineage: Eukaryota; Viridiplantae; Streptophyta; Magnoliopsida; Brassicales; Brassicaceae. Bases 1 to 1416 code for a protein of 471 amino acids.